Stomoxys calcitrans (stable fly) is the source of this 3596-nucleotide messenger RNA. RefSeq names its product cytokine-like nuclear factor N-PAC (gene Ndf). The record is from RefSeq and is a predicted model, not a curated record. The coding region runs from base 350 to 2125 and encodes 591 amino acids. The transcript is spliced from 8 exons. Gene Ontology annotation, molecular function: oxidoreductase activity, acting on the CH-OH group of donors, NAD or NADP as acceptor; NADP binding; NAD binding. NCBI's taxonomy places the organism in Eukaryota, Metazoa, Arthropoda, Insecta, Diptera, Muscidae.
GAACGGUGGCAACAGCAGCAGCAGCAGAUUAAGAAAUAAGAAGCGCAGAGAAAAUAAGAAUUUUCCAUUUCGUUUAAAAAUAUAUAGAACAAAACUCAAUUUGUUUUUAAGAAAAUCUCGAAUUUUAAUCAUAUGACUUUUGUGAUUGCAUAUAUUGGAUGCAAAAUAGAUACGCGUAAGCGACAAAAAGAAUCAAUCAAAAUCAUCGUUUCGUGUACCCCGCCGCCGUACCUUGAGUCGUCGACUGAGCAAGUGAAGACAGUGUGGAUAAGUGGAACAAAAAUAAAACGAAGGAAAAAAAAUUGCGGCAAACAACAAAAUAAAAUUCCAAUUUCGUAUUGAUAACAUAAUGUCGAAGACGAAAAAACAAUCAUUGCCUGGUGGUGGAGGAAGUGUUGGUGGCGCUGAGCCCAUGGAGAUUCUGUGUUACAAACCCAAAGAUCUAGUUUGGGCUAAAAUGAAGGGUUUUGCACCUUGGCCUGCUAUGAUUGUAGAGCCUCCAAUAGAGCUACUGUCAAAUGCACACAAAUCCAAUUCAAAAUGUGUGUUCUUUUUUGGAUCGCGUAAUUUUGCUUGGAUUGAAAGCGCCAACUUAAAACCCUUCGAAGGGCCAUGGAAAGAUCAACUAUCCAAAUUAAACAAACCGGCAUCGUUCCGCCAGGCAAUGGAGGACAUUACAAAGCACAUAGACGAUCCAACCGAAAUCGAUGGAAUCGUUAGCAAAAGUACUGGCAUACGAAGCCAACCCACAGAAGCUGAUUUUGAUAAAAUUCGCGAUGGUUUUAAUACUGAAGAUGAGAACACCAUUGACACACAUGCAAAUAAUCUGGACAACAAUGGAGAAAUUCAUUCCGACAUUGAGGGCGCAAUUGGCGGUGUGGUAACAGUGACCAAGACACCUGUUAAAAGAGUGCCAAAAGCUAAAGCUUCCACUGCACCGAGUACUAAAUCCAAAUCCACCAUAUCGAAGGCAGCAACGAAACGUAGAGUCUCGCAAACGCCGGCAACCGCAAAACGUAGACGUAACGAUAACACACCGCCACAUAUCACCAAUGAUUACAUAGAGGAGCAUGCCUCUCCUAGACGUAGAAUUAUCACAGAAGCCUUGGCCCACAUUGGUGGUCAUGCGAGUCCGCCCCGUCGUAAUAAUAAUUCAAUAGCUUUGCUGGAACGUCCACAUGUGAGGGUGCCAGAAACUCAGACAAUCGAUAUGAGUACGCGUUCACAGACAUUGGCCGAACGUGAUAUUGUACCUUCAGAUUUGACAUUUGGCUUCCUAGGUUUGGGCAUUAUGGGAUCUACCAUUGUUAAAGACUUGAUAUGUACUGGACACAAAGUUGUGGUGUGGAAUCGUACAAUGUCUAAAUGCGAGCCAUUUAGAGAGGCGGGGGCCGAUGUCAAAGACACACCUGAAGAUGUGGUCAAUGCAGCGGAUAUUAUCUUCUGUUGUGUCUCCGAUCCAAAAGCUUCGAAAGAUUUGGUGUUUGGCAACUGCGGUGUCUUACGUGCUGAUUUAUGCAAUAAAGCCUAUGUUGAGAUGUCAACAAUAGAUCCGGAAACAUCACAGGACAUUGCCGAGGGUAUUACGCAAAGCAAUGGCCGCUAUUUGGAGGUACAAAUUCAUGGCACCCGCGAAGAAGCAGAAAACGGCAUGCUCAUCAUUUUGGCCGGUGGUGAUCGAACAGUGUUCGAUGAAUGUCAGUCCUGCUUCAAAACAAUUGCCAAAAAUACAUUCUUUUUGGGAGCAGAUGUUGGUAAUGCGUGCAAAGUAAACUUGAUACUGCAAACCAUAUUGGGCGUAAGUUUAGUUGGUUUAUCAGAGGCCUUGGCAUUGGCUGAUCGUUUCUCAAUUUCACUAAAGGAUAUUUUGGAUAUUUUCCAAUUGACGUCAAUGAAAUCAGAUUUAUUGUUAGCUAAAGGAAGAGAAAUGGCCAAGGGCGAUUUUAAUCCCCAACAACCACUUAGCCAUAUGCAAAAAGACUUGCGACUAGUUCUAAGUAUGGCAGAAAAUCUGGACCAAUCGAUGCCUGUUACAUCGAUAACAAAUGAAGUUUUCAAACAUACCAAACGUCUGGGCUACAGUGAACACGAUUCCAGUGCUGUAUUUGUAAGAUCCAGAUUUUAACAAUUAGUUAACACUGCGACACUGUUAUAUGACACAGCUACAACAACAACAACAACAACAGCAGCACAUACAAUAACAACAUCAACUACAAAAGCCCCAGCAGAAAUAGCAACAACAACAACCACAAAAACAAAAAACAACAAUAAUAUUUAAUGGUGAUAUGUUUGUAUAUCAUUUAGGAUAUUUUUACACGGAAAAAAGAAAUUGUAGGAGAGAACGAAAAAGAAAAAGAAAAACAAAAUGCAAGAUAUUGCAAACUUUUUGUUUAUUUAAUGUAUAAAACGGAAACAGAGUCUAACUGUCAUCUGAGUGAUUCUGCGAGAAAAGAGGCAACAUAAAAUUGUAUCAACUCUAAACCAUACGCCGCCGCCACCGCCCUCACUCACCACCACCACCUCCACCUAUCCCAAUCUCAGUUUUUCCCUGUAACUUUGGUUUACAACAACUCCAUCUAACUCGUAACAUUUAAAAAACAAUCUAGUUUAGCAUGUGUCUGUGUGCGUGUGUGGGUGUUAUUUUUCUAUUCAUUUACCCACACACUUCUAAGGCAAUUUCUUAUUAAAACGCUCUUUUUAUGGUGUUUUCGAUGUAUAGGAAAUAUUCUCUUAUGAAAUAUUUUUUAUUAUUAUUUUGUUUGUUUUUUUUUAAUUUAAAUUUAUUUUAACUGUAAUACGCAUACAUAUACAUACAUAUUUACUUUAGUAAAAAGUAACAAACAUUAAUUUUCAAAUGUUCUCUUUAUUUUCCCGAAUCAAAAAAAAAAACAAAAAAGGGAAGCUAUCGCCUUGUAUUCCCAAGUGAAGUUUAGUAAUUUCCAAAGCCAAAUUCUUUUGAGCAAUUUCUCAAGCCUAAUGAGGAAUGUAAAAUGUAUCAGGCAUUCCACGCAAGCAAGGACAAUAUUUACACUGGAAACUCCACGAGUGGUAAGAGAAUAACCAACAAGGCAAACAGGCAAUUCAGACGGAAACACACAAAUUUCUCCUUAAACCCUACUGGUCUUAAGGAAAGUUAAGAAGCCUACUAAAAGUAAAAGUCAAAAGUGGUAUCCCCUCUGACACCCGAAGAAAUCAAUUAUGUUGUUGUUUAGGUGAACCGCUGGUGUUUGUAGUUCAUUCUCUUAUGCAGUUUUUAUUGAAAAUGUUAUAAUUUUCAACAACAACAAUGAUUUUCUAAAAAAAAGGAUAAACAUUUUUCAUUGUUUUUGAUGUUAUUUUCCAAAAUCACAUUUUAUUAAGAUUUACCUAUGGAGUAGAGUGAAAAAUCAAAACAGAUUCUAUUGAUUAUUUCUAUCCUUACUGCUAGCAAUAUAAACAUUAUUUCUUAAAAAAAAUAUAUUCAAAAGAAACCACCUCCCGCAAUGAUGAAAACAAGAAACAUCAAACUAUGUAAUACAAAACUUUAUCAAGCCCAAAACAAAAUCAAGCAUCAACUGAAAACAAAUAAAACCUGUUCAUCGAGUUCUACAAUUUUA